Molecule: messenger RNA, 649 nt
Organism: Syzygium oleosum
Lineage: Eukaryota; Viridiplantae; Streptophyta; Magnoliopsida; Myrtales; Myrtaceae
Product: dolichyl-diphosphooligosaccharide--protein glycosyltransferase subunit DAD1
Exons: 5
Coding region: 75-422 (115 amino acids)
Biological process (GO): protein N-linked glycosylation
Cellular component (GO): membrane; oligosaccharyltransferase complex
Source: RefSeq, a predicted model, not a curated record
AGAGCGAGCGAGGCCGAGGAGGAAGACGAGGGUUGUUGGUUGAAGUGCAAGCAGUAGUAGUAGCAGCAGCAAGAAUGGCGAGAUCGACGGGCGACGACGCUCAAGCUCUUCUCCACUCCCUCCGCUCCGCUUACGCCGCUACUCCCAAGAACCUCAAGAUCAUCGAUCUGUACGUGGCCUUCGCCGUCUUCACAGCCCUGAUCCAGGUUGUUUAUAUGGCUCUGGUUGGCUCUUUUCCUUUCAAUUCAUUCCUGUCUGGGGUCCUUUCUUGUAUUGGGACGGCUGUCCUGGCUGUUUGUCUGCGUAUCCAAGUGAACAAGGAGAACAAGGAGUUCAAGGAUUUACCACCUGAGCGUGCUUUCGCAGAUUUUGUUCUCUGCAAUUUGGUGCUUCACUUGGUGAUUAUGAAUUUCCUCGGUUAAAUUGGAGCCAGGGGUUUUGCAGGACGUACAUUGCUUGAGGAGCGAUCGAGUAGUAGUUAAAUAACUAGUUGCUGAUUCAUUUUGCUUUAAUGGACUGUGAGGUGCAAAGCUAGUGAUAUCUGCUGAAUUACAGACACUUUAAACUUGAGGAUUUUGUGGUGCGACUGGAGAGCUGAAAUUUGUGUUCUUGUUUAUGAGGUACACCAAGAAUAGAAUGAUUUUUCUUC